Molecule: messenger RNA, 1613 nt
Organism: Eucalyptus grandis
Lineage: Eukaryota; Viridiplantae; Streptophyta; Magnoliopsida; Myrtales; Myrtaceae
Product: ABSCISIC ACID-INSENSITIVE 5-like protein 6
Exons: 5
Coding region: 166-1434 (422 amino acids)
Biological process (GO): positive regulation of DNA-templated transcription
Cellular component (GO): nucleus
Molecular function (GO): DNA-binding transcription factor activity
Source: RefSeq, a predicted model, not a curated record
AUAAGCCUCGGAAAGCUCGACAGCCAACCCCCCCUUAAAUGGCGACUCGUGUCCGGAGCCCCAGAGGAAGUUCGACACUUGUCAUCUCCCAGCGCGACUCGCAGAUUCGGUUCGAUCUCGGAGGGGAAAUCCAACUUGCCCGAAAUAGCAAUCGCAGCUUGCAGAAUGGGUCCUCAAAUGAACUUCCGAAACUUGGCCGAUGUGCCAGCAGCCGAAAGAAGCACCGGAGGGCAACCAGGAAUUCCCCCAUUAUCUCGACAAUCCUCAGUAUAUUCCUUGACUUUCAAUGAGUUUCAGAACACAUGGAGUGGACUUUCUAAGGAUAUUGGAUCCAUCAACAUGGAUGAGUUCCUGAAGAACAUAUGGACAGCUGAGGAGAGCCAACUACAGCUACAAGACAUGGCGCCUUCUGGUAAUGGAGGGGAAGGAGGUGGUCAAGUAGGGAAUUUGCUGAGACAGGGGUCAUUGACUCUGUCGCGGACUAUUAGUCAAAAAACAGUUGAUGAAGUGUGGAGAGAAUUAUUCAAAGAGACGGAGGAUGUGAAAGAAGGGAGUAGAGAAGGAGGUGACAUAAAUUUGCCACAGAGGCAACGGACUUUGGGAGAGAUGACAUUGGAGGAGUUCCUAGUGAGAGCCGGCGUUGUGAGGGAGGACACACAAAUGAUGGCAAGGCCUGGCGACAAUGGAGUUCAUGAAGAAAUGUCACAAUUCACUAGUAAUGGUCUCGCCAGUAGUGCGGCUGCUGGAAACGAUUUCAUAUUCUCUAGUAAGCCUGCUGGUUCAUCGUUAGAUUUUAUUGGAACUAGACCUACUCAGCUACAGCAACAACCACAGCCACAGCCGCUUGAACCACCGGCUCCGCUUUUUCCAAAGCCGGAAACUGUGUCAUUUGCAACCUCCGUGCAUCUACCAAAUACAGCUCAUAUAGCAAGUCCAGGGUCAAGGGAAGCGAUUGGAAUCACGCACUCAUCGUUCAACAAAGCAUUAGUUCACAGUGGUGCUAUGCAGGCUGGAGGACUGUGCUUGGGGGAUUUGGGCCGAGCAGGUUUCGCUGUUGAAUCUCCAGCAAAACUGGUAUCACCGGAUGCAAUUUCCAACAAUAGUACAGAUGUAUCCUCGUUGUCACCAGUUCCUUAUGCUUUUGGCCGUGGAAGAAGAUCCAAAGAUGGAUUGGAGAAAGCAAUUGAGCGAAGGCACAGGAGAAUGAUAAAAAAUAGGGAGUCUGCUGCCAGGUCAAGGGCUCGCAAGCAGGCCUAUAAUAUGGAACUGGAAGCAGAAAUCGCAAGACUGAAAGAGAUAAAUCAGGAACUACUUAGAAAACAGGCUGAAUUUAUGGAAAUGCAGAAAAAUCAGAUCUCGCAGAAGGUGAAUGGACUGUACCGGGAAGAUAAGAGGCAAUGUUGCUUGAAGAGGACGCUGACAGGUCCGUGGUAGAUUUGAUGGAUCGGACAGCAUGUAUUUAGUUUGAACCGAUUGCUAGAGCGUGGCAUUGUGUUUUUCGCUGCACAUCGUUGCUUAUUCCAAUCUUGUAUCGCAAAGGAUGCGUAUCACUUGUAAUAAGAGCAACGGCACUUGAUUUGUUUCGAGUAAUUAGCAAACUUUUUGCAUGGUAA